AUGACAGCCGGGACAGUGGUCAUCACAGGCGGGAUUCUAGCUACAGUAAUCUUACUGUGCAUCAUUGCAGUACUGUGCUACUGUAGACUGCAGUAUUAUUGCUGUAAGAAGGAGGAGUCCGAGUCGGAGGAGGAGGAGCCUGACUUUGCCGUGACGUCUCGUCUGCCGCCCAUACACUCCAACCACAACAUCCUGGCUCCUGCCGUCCCCGCGGCACCCACCCCCAACGGGCCGGCCCUGUUCACGCCCCCUCCGCCGGCGCGCAAGCUGACCCGCUCGCAGACGUUCUGCCCGUCCUGCACGCACUACGACAUGCCCUUCUACCUGCAGCAGCCUGACGGCCUGAGGAACGGCGGCGAGCGUCUGAGCUUCCGCAGCUUCCAGGAGCAUGACCUGGACCUGCCCACGCCGCUGCCCACGCCGCUCCCCAACUACCACAAGCUCAACCUGAACCGCUCCGUCACCAUGAGACAGAUGUUCACACGCAGCUGCAGCAUCAGCACCGACGUCUAGCGCACGGACAGCUUCUGACCUGCGCCCCCUGCAGGCCUGGAGGUCCAAACACAGGCCAAUAUGGACGCUCGAUUGGAGCUCGGGCUCGCCGGACGCUCGAUGCAGCGUAAUAAAG
Molecule: messenger RNA, 628 nt
Organism: Ictalurus furcatus (blue catfish)
Lineage: Eukaryota; Metazoa; Chordata; Actinopteri; Siluriformes; Ictaluridae
Gene: fam163ba
Product: family with sequence similarity 163 member B, genome duplicate a
Exons: 2
Coding region: 1-513 (170 amino acids)
Source: RefSeq, a predicted model, not a curated record